AUGCCCGUCGCCAUCACCAAACCCCUUGUCCACGUCUAUGACGAUGCAAGCUCACUACCUUCCAGUGUUUGGGAAGCAUUCCGCAACAACGAACGCGACUCAAAUAUCAUGUACCCACACGCAAUAGCGUCCGCCUCAUCUCCAAGGCGCGAUCCCAACACCUUUUGGAUGACCUGUUCGUCCUAUCGGUCUGUGAACGGUACAUCAUCUCUAUCCAUCGACCUCGUCCUCUCCUGCGGAAAUGGUCCCCUAGGAUCAUCGCCUAUCUUCAUAUUCGCCACUGCACCAUUCGAGGCCCUCACAUCAUCAUACCUCAUGCCUCGCAUCGAAGAACUCGUCUACACUCUCGCCGAGCACGUCCCCGUGGAGCGCGUUUUCUCCGUCUUCGCACCAGAACCCGUCACCCGCAUCUUCAGACACUUGUGGUCUACCCUUACACGGGUUGCGUUCUACGAGGAGCCUUACUACGCAGCGAAAUUCGCGACCUGCACACGGGAGACGUUUGUCGACAGGCGCAUGACGCUCUUCAACGACAUCACCUACGUUCCCCGCUUGGCAGUAGAAAGUGAUCUGGAGGCGGUUGCCGACCUGUGCAAAGGCUUUGCAUCGACAUCAGAACCAUUCAUUCUGUCGGAACAGGGAGCUCUUAAGGAUGCCGCGUACAUGAUCCGUCACCGCUGUAUCUGGGUCCUUGAAGCCCGAGUAGCUGGCCGACGCCCCGAGCUAUCCUCCAUCGUGGCCUCGUGCCGCCAAUCAUCAGACGUCGCAGCGAUUACCAAAGUUUACACCAACCCUCGGUGGAGAAAGAAGGGAUGUGCUGAACGCCUAGUUCGUUGGGUAUGCAAGCACCUGCUCAAGACGAAGUCGAGUCUCGUGCUCUACGUCGCCCACGAUAACCCCGCCGCCGCUGGUGUUUACAAGCGUGUCGGGUUUGUCGGGACGGGUGUCGGUAAGGAGACGGAGGAGUCGGAGCCCUGGUUGGAGGUUGGCUUCGACCGUUCAGUUGUCAAGCUUGGACACUGGUAA
Messenger RNA from Stereum hirsutum FP-91666 SS1, 1026 nucleotides. RefSeq lists its product as uncharacterized. The transcript has 2 exons. Gene Ontology annotation, molecular function: acyltransferase activity, transferring groups other than amino-acyl groups. The coding region runs from base 1 to 1026 and encodes 341 amino acids. The record is from RefSeq and is a predicted model, not a curated record. Lineage: Eukaryota; Fungi; Basidiomycota; Agaricomycetes; Russulales; Stereaceae.